Messenger RNA from Cinclus cinclus, 4042 nucleotides. RefSeq names its product SLIT and NTRK like family member 3 (gene SLITRK3). Bases 1 to 2832 code for a protein of 943 amino acids. Gene Ontology annotation, cellular component: GABA-ergic synapse; postsynaptic density membrane. Lineage: Eukaryota; Metazoa; Chordata; Aves; Passeriformes; Cinclidae. The record is from RefSeq and is a predicted model, not a curated record. The transcript has a single exon. Gene Ontology annotation, molecular function: protein binding. Gene Ontology annotation, biological process: axonogenesis; positive regulation of synapse assembly; regulation of presynapse assembly.
AUGAUGAAACCUUCCACGGCAGAGACGCUUCAUAAAGGAAGGAUGUUGUGGAUAAUUCUUCUAAGCACAAUUGCUCUAGCAUGGACUACACCUAUUCCCUUGAUAGAGGACUCGGAGGAACUGGAUGAGCCCUGCUUUGAUCCAUGUUACUGUGAAGUGAAGGAGAGCCUUUUCCAUAUACAUUGUGACAACAAGGGAUUUAUAAAUAUUAGUCAGAUAACAGAGUCGUGGUCGAGACCUUUUAAACUUUAUCUGCAGAGGAAUUCCAUGAGGAAAUUGUACACCAACAGUUUUCUUCACUUGAACAAUGCUGUAUCUAUUAACCUUGGGAACAAUGCACUGCAGGACAUUCAGACGGGGGCUUUUAACGGGCUCCGAGUUCUGAAGAGGUUGUAUUUGCACGAAAACAAAUUGGACAUUUUCAGGAACGACACUUUCCUGGGUUUGGAAAGUCUGGAAUAUCUGCAGGCAGAUUACAACGUCAUUAAACGGAUUGAAAGCGGGGCAUUUCGAAACCUAAGUAAAUUGAGGGUCCUUAUCCUAAAUGACAAUCUUAUCCCCAUGCUUCCCACCAAUUUAUUUAAGUCUGUGUCCUUAACUCACUUGGACUUGCGGGGGAACCGCCUCAAAGUCCUUUCGUACCGCGGGAUGUUGGACCACAUUGGCAGGAGCCUGAUGGAGAUCCAGCUGGAGGAGAACCCGUGGAACUGUACGUGCGAGAUUGUGCAGCUCAAGAGCUGGCUGGAGCGUAUCCCCUACACUGCUCUGGUGGGGGACAUCACCUGCGAGACACCCUUCCAUUUCCACGGGAAGGACCUGCGGGAAAUCAAAAGAAGCAAGCUCUGCCCCAUGCUGUCUGACUCCGAGGUGGAAGCCAGCCUGGGCAUCCCUCAGCUGUCCUCCAGCAAGGAGAACGCAUGGCCUACGAAGCCUUCCUCCAUGCUGUCCUCCUUCCAUUUCACCGCUUCCUCUGUUGAGUACAAAACGUCCAACAAGCAGCCCAAGCCCACCAAGCAGCCCCGGGCGCCCCGGCCUCCCCCGACCCCCCGUGGCCUGUACCCCGGGCCCAACCAACCGCCCGUGGCUGCCUAUCAGACCCGGCCCCCCAUCCCCAUCAUCUGCCCCACCGGCUGCUCUUGCAGUUUGCACAUCAACGACCUGGGCCUGACGGUCAACUGCAAGGAGCGGGGGUUCCACAACAUCUCCGAGCUCCUGCCCAGGCCCUUGAACGCCAAGAAGCUGUACCUGAGCGGGAAUUUGAUCCAGAAGAUCUACCGCUCCGAUUUCUGGAAUUUUUCCUCCUUGGAUCUCUUACACCUGGGGAACAACCGGAUCUCCUACGUGCAGGACGGGGCGUUCAUCAACCUGCCGAACCUCAAGAGCCUGUACCUGAACGGGAACGACAUCGAGCGGCUCACCCCGGGCAUGUUCCGAGGCCUGCAGAGUUUGCAUUACCUGUACUUCGAGUACAACCUGAUCAGGGAAAUCCAGCCGGCGGCCUUCAGCCUCAUGCCCAACCUGAAGCUCCUCUUCCUCAACGACAACCUGCUCCGCACGCUGCCCACCGACGCCUUCGCCGGCACCUCCCUGGCGCGCCUCAACCUGCGCAACAACCACUUCCUGGCGCUGCCGGUGGCCGGGGUGCUGGAGCACCUGCACGCCAUCGUGCAGAUCGACCUGAAGCUCAACCCCUGGGACUGCACCUGCGAGCUGGUGCCGCUCAAGCAGUGGCUGGAGGCGCUCAGCUCCGUCAGCGUGGUGGGCGAGGUGCUGUGCGCCAGCCCCGAGCCGCUGGCCCGCCGCGACCUGCGCUCGCUGGAGCUGGCCGCGCUGUGCCCCGCCGCCCUGCGUCCCGCCGCCGCCUCGCCCCCCGCCGCCGCCGCCCCGCCGCCGCCCGCCGCCACCGGCGCGGCCGCCUACGAGCUGCCCCCGGCCGCCGCGGCCGCGGCCGUGCCGCUCUCCGUGCUCAUCCUCAGCCUCCUCGUCCUCUUCUUCUCCGCCGUGCUGGUGGCCGCCGGGCUCUUCGCCUUCGUGCUGCGCCGCCGCCGGCGGAAGCUGCCGUUCCGCGGCCCGCGGGCGGAGGCGGCGGACCUGGGCGCGGUGCCGCUGCGCUGCCCGCGGCUCUUCCCCGAGGCCGGCGGCGGGGGCGGCGGGGGCGGCGGCGGGGGGGGGCCCGGGGAGCGGUCCCCGGAGAAAGCGCCCCCGGCGGGCCACGUCUACGACUACAUCCCGCACCCGGUGACCCAGAUGUGCAACAACCCCAUCUACAAGCCGCGGGAGGAGGAGGAGGCGGCGGGCGGCGGCGGCGGAGAGGCGGCCGAGCUGCUGCGGGGCGGCGGCGGCGAGCGCGGCUUCGCCCACCCCGCCGCCCCGUCCGCCGCGCCGGAGCCGGGCAGCAGCUACCGCACCUUGCUGGAGAAGGAGCAGGAGUGGAGCCUGGCCGUGUCCAGCUCGCAGCUCAACACCAUCGUGGCCGUGCACCCCCAGCACCCCGCGGGCGGAGGGCUGGCGGCGGGCGCGCUCGGGGCGGCGGCGGCGGCGGCGGGGGGAGCCCCGCGGGACCGCGACCGCCCGCCGCCCUGCGCCGUGGGGUUCGUGGACUGCCUGUACGGCACCGUGCCCAAGCUGAAGGAACUGCACGUCCACCCCCCCGGCAUGCAAUACCCGGACCUGCAGCAGGACGCCAGGCUGAAGGAGACCCUGCUCUUCGCGGCCGGCAAGGGCUUCCCGGACCACCAAACCCCCACAAGCGAAUACCUCGAGUUAAGGGCCAAACUCCAAACCAAGCCGGAUUACCUCGAAGUCCUGGAGAAGACCACGUACCGGUUCUGACCGCCGCCCCGCCGCCCGCCCGGCCCCGCCGCCCGCGAGCAGAGGAUACAGCUGUGCGCUCUGCCCCGCCAGAUGUGCGCGCUGCGGGGCAGGGCCCUUCUCAGAUCAGUAAUCGACGAAGUGCCUUCGCAGACUUUUGCCAGCAGAUGUUAAUCAAUCAUUAUUUUUUAUACUGAAACUGAGACUUUGACUGUGCCAUGUCUAAAGGUAUAUUAUUAUUAUUAUUAUAUUAUUAUUAUAUUAUUAUUAUCUGGGAUCUUUGCACUGAUCCUGAUUAAGUAAACUCUAUGUGUGUCUGUCUUUUUUUUUCUUUUUUAUUUUCUUUAUUCUUGUUUUCUUGUUGUUUGUUUUGUUCGUUGGCUCUUUUUUCUUUUCCUUUUUCCUUUUUUUUCCUUUUUUUUUUUUUUUUUUUUAAAUUUCCAUUGGCAGCAAACUUCCUUGAUAUUUUCCCUUGGAGGGGAGGGAGAGGGAAGAUGGCAUUUUCUGGCCUGCUUUCUUCUUGCCCAUCAUGGCACAGAUUCUGUACAUUUAUUUAAAAGAGGAAAAUAAUAAUAAUAAUGCAAAGAAGCAAACGAGUGCAGUUUGCUGCAUGCCUGGAAACUGCAAGAGGGAAGGGAGGGGAGGGUCUUGCUCGAAUGUCUCACUCUUGUCUCUCUCCCUCCCUCGCACGCACACUCGUCACCCUCACCCUCCGCGCACCCCCCGCUCGCUCAGCCCCUCCAGGGGGCUCGGUGGCCGCGGGGGGAAUCCCGGGGAAAAUCCCGGGGGCUGGGGGAAGCCACCCGGAGCCGAGCAGCCCAAAGGAUGUCACCACGUGGCGCGCACACCUAGGGGAUGCUCAGUGACACUUCAUUAUGACGCCAUGGUUUUUUGGAGGACAUCCGCACUUUUCCUAAUAAAAGCGACAUGCAAAUAUACAGAGAGGAAAAAAAAAAAGAAACAAAAAGAAAAAAAAAACCAACAAAAAAAAAACCAACCCAAAAGCUAAUGGGCACCUCUCACUAACGGCUUUGUAGGAAGCACUUUUAAUGUUUUCUCUCAUGCACCCAUACACGCACACGUGCACACACACACAAAGGUACAACAAUGUGCAUAUAUUUAUUCUGUAAUUUCAAGUGAAUAUAAAUUGUAAAGGUAAUGUUUAAUCAUUGUACAGUGAUGCGUCUGAUAUAGCUUUCCUAAUAAAACGUUUUGAAAAAAAAUGCAUAUA